GAAAAAGGAAAAUUAUUCUCCAAGUCUAAAAGUGCCUCUCGACCCCAAAAAUCGAGAAUUGCAUAUAUGCUUUAUUUUGUGUAAUAGCGAAAACGCACCGUUCUCUCUCUCUUCUCUCUCUGCAAAACCCUCAUUGCGUAGUCUGCAAUCGACCUUGGAAUGGCGAACAGUAACCUUCCCCGGCGGAUCAUCAAGGAAACUCAGCGUCUUCUUAGUGAACCCGCUCCUGGGAUUAGUGCUUCACCGUCGGAAGAUAACAUGCGCUAUUUCAAUGUGAUGAUCCUUGGCCCCACUCAGUCUCCUUAUGAAGGUGGAGUUUUCAAGUUGGAACUAUUUUUACCUGAAGAAUAUCCAAUGGCUGCUCCUAAGGUUCGGUUUCUCACUAAAAUUUACCAUCCUAACAUAGACAAGCUGGGAAGGAUAUGCCUUGACAUUUUGAAAGACAAGUGGAGUCCUGCUCUCCAGAUACGAACUGUUCUUCUAAGUAUUCAAGCACUUUUGAGUGCUCCAAAUCCCGAUGAUCCACUCUCGGAGAACAUUGCUAAGCAUUGGAAAUCAAAUGAGGCGGAAGCUGUUGAAACAGCCAAGGAAUGGACCCGUUUAUAUGCAAGUGGUGUGUGAUGACAUGGUGAAAGUUAUCCUUCCCACAAAUAACCUUAUUGCAAUGUAUGCUAUUCAAUGUCAUUGUCACAUGAAAAUUUGGAAGAAUUGAUGUUUCAAAAUAUUUUAAAUUCUCGAGCAAUUACAGGCUGAUAAGUGUUCUCAUCUGAUAGUUCUGUUGGCUCUGAACUUGUAAGAUCAGCUAAGGUACUUUUAUCUCCCCCGUUUCAAAAUGACGGGGGAGAUAAAAUAUGGUAUUAAGUGAACACUGAGAAUAAUUGCCGGUUAAUUUCCUUUUCUUGACUUUUAAAUGUAAUUAUUUGAUUUGAAGAAACCUCUCAAUGUGUGUAAUUCCUAUGCAACUGCUUCACCAGAUCAAAUACCGAUAGUGGUGGAGCUCAUGGCAUUAAAAGACACCAUGAGUACAAAGCAGCAUCUUCUUUCAGUUCAUUAAUUUAGGAGCUUACUUC
Molecule: messenger RNA, 1070 nt
Organism: Fragaria vesca subsp. vesca
Lineage: Eukaryota; Viridiplantae; Streptophyta; Magnoliopsida; Rosales; Rosaceae
Product: ubiquitin-conjugating enzyme E2 35-like
Exons: 8
Coding region: 160-621 (153 amino acids)
Biological process (GO): protein K63-linked ubiquitination; DNA damage tolerance
Cellular component (GO): nucleus
Molecular function (GO): ubiquitin conjugating enzyme activity
Source: RefSeq, a predicted model, not a curated record